Messenger RNA from Pararge aegeria (speckled wood butterfly), 3299 nucleotides. RefSeq names its product ubiquitin carboxyl-terminal hydrolase 2-like. The transcript has 14 exons. The record is from RefSeq and is a predicted model, not a curated record. Gene Ontology annotation, cellular component: cytoplasm. Gene Ontology annotation, biological process: protein deubiquitination. Gene Ontology annotation, molecular function: cysteine-type deubiquitinase activity. The coding region runs from base 404 to 3190 and encodes 928 amino acids. Lineage: Eukaryota; Metazoa; Arthropoda; Insecta; Lepidoptera; Nymphalidae.
UAACGCAAGAAGGACUAAAAUCCUUGAAGAAUUCGUGUCGGAAAUCGUACAAAAAUAGGAUUGCCAACAAUUUGAGUGACGUCACACAAAUGGAGCAAACUGUGGGAGCGAUGGAGCCUUGAGCCUUCUAAAAUUACAUGAGCGCUUAAGAAAAACAUUAUUCGAAGUUUACGCUCCAAUUUUCACUACGUCGUUUUACAUACGAGAGUAAGUGGCACAGUGUACGGCGCGUGUGGUUUUAAAAUAAAUAAUUAGAUUGUAUCGAGAACAGUGUAAACGAUUUAUUGUUGAAAACAGUUGCUUUGGUUACGAAAAAUCCCUUAAUAUUCGUAAUAAAUUAAAGAUGCAAAGAAGGCGUCCGGCCCGUCUGAAAGCAUACUAAGAGAACACAAACAAACACAAAAUGCCCGUCGUCUCGCCUUCCAGAUACACUCCCACCAGUUCCACCCUCACCGGCUCCUACCGAUCAACACUGACCUCCUCAUCUAGCAUAGACAAGCCUUAUUAUAGAAAUAGCAGUGGCACCUACGUCACGUCGACGAUACGGAGCAAUCAUGGGGAUAGAACUACGGAAUUCAGGUCCAGAUAUAGCGAUGUGGACGGAAAGAGAGAAAGAAAAACAUCUUUGGUUGAAUACACUAGGAACUCCCGAGCGCCGAGCGUCGGAGAGUCCGACAGCGGCAUUUCCAGCAGGUACCGCUCGGAUAGAAGCGAGUCUAGAUCCCGGGACGUAUCGACGACUAGAAGCGAAAGUUCCAGAACCUCCGACCUGAACAGGGGAAAGAGAAACGUCCUGAGUACAGCCGCAUUGGCCAUGUCCACCGUGGACUUCUACAAUAAGUACUCUCCCGCUAAUUACGUGCCAUUAACACAAAGGAUACAACAGCAAGCCCAGAACAACUACGGGGAGAUCUCCAGGUCCAAGUCCAUAUCCAACGACAUCGGCCGCCCGCCCGCGGCCGACUGCCGGCCGCGCCGCGCGCGCCCCGCCGCGGCCUCCAUCUCCGAGAAACCCGAAGGCCGAAACAAGGACAGUUCCCCAUCGCCCGGCUACAGCAAGCGCCACUCUCUAUCGAACGGCAUCCGCGACACUAAUGGAAACGAGGUGCCCUCUGUGUCGGAAAUGCGGAAGCGGUUCGACUCAAAGAUGGCCGUGACCAAGCUUCCGGCGAACGAAUCAAGAUAUCCUCCCAAAACUCUGGAACAGUAUCUUAGUCAGCUCAAGGAUUGCGAAAACGGAACAGUUGGCUACACGAAAAUAAACGCUAAAGAUGAACAGCCGGUGCCGGUUCACUUACCGUAUGUCGAAAAGAAUGGCGUCAGCCACAGGUGGGAGGGCUCACCCAGCUCUAGGUCUAACUCGAACUCCGAUCUGACUAUUAGUAAGACUUUAUCCGAACCAGUAUCCCUAGCGAAACCUUCCCUAGAUAGAAAUAGUACGAUGUCUACAUCUCUCACCGCCAAGCCUACGUCCGAAAGAUUAGCUAGUAUUAAAAAUCAAUUAGACCCUAACAAUACAUUAGGAAAAAAUCUAGAAAAGUCCAAAGUCAUCCAAAUAGAAAACGGUGAUAUAGAUUACGUGGAACGUAAAAAAAUACGCAACAGUCCCGAAAUCAAAUUAAAAGAUCUGAAGAGUGAUAUAGAAAAACAGAGCAAAACACCGAAACACACGACAAAUUUUGCUUCGUAUAUACAAAUAUCCCAACCGAUCGCAUCUGGAGCUACGCCCAAGAAGAGUAAUGAGGUAGCUACUGAUAAACAGGUAAAAAACAAAGAAGCGAAGAAGUCUCUUAAGUAUAUAGAUUCUGAGGAAGAUCGUUUAUUACUCGAAAAUGAAAUAGAAUCUCCCAGCGGCACGGGUUUUGAAAACAAAACCUUCGAACACGAAAACUUUCUGAAGAAAAGAACUGAAAAUAACGAGCUUGAAGCGAGGGAUGACGGUGUCAAGUCGAUGGAAACGAGCACAGAGAGUACCAUCAGUGAAUCCACAGAAGAUUCUAGCCCGGAAACUCCAUCGGCUCGAAGAAAGACCUUGGACAUAAAGGACUAUGAUUAUAUCAAAUCGGAGUUGGCCGGCGGUAAGAGCGGGCCCAGCGGACCCAGUGGACUCCGACGCAGCUCCGAGCGCACAGACGUCGGCGAACGGAUCGAGAAACACUCGCACACCAGUGGGCUGAACGGGCUGCGCAACAUCGGCAACACGUGCUUCAUGAACAGCGUGCUGCAGUGCCUGGCCAACACGCGGCCGCUGCUCGAGUACCUGCUGCACGAGCCGCACGCCGCCGACGUCAACACCACGCUGUCGUGCAUGAAGGGCGCGCUCAUCAAAGCGUUCGCGAGCGUGGUGAAGGAGCUGUGGCGCAGCGGCGAGCGCGACGCCGUCAUCAACACCACGUCGCUGAAGGCGCAGGUGCAGCGGUUCGCGCCGCGCUUCAUGGGCUACAGCCAGCAGGACGCGCAGGAGUUCCUGCGCUACCUGCUGGAGGGGCUGCACGAGGACGUGAACCGCGUCACCACCAAGCCCAAGCCGAUCCUCACGGAGAUCGACGACACGCUCAGCGACUCUGCGGCGGCGGCGGAGGCGUGGGCGCGCUACCUGCGCAUGGAGGACAGCCGCGUGGGCGACAUCUUCGUGGGGCAGCUCAAGUCCACGCUGCGCUGCACGCACUGCCACCACGACAGCGUCACCUUCGACCCCUUCUGGGACCUCAGCCUGCCGCUCCCCGCGCGCACCGGCAACCUCAAGCUGCAGCAGUGCCUGCAGCACUUCGUGCGCGAGGAGGCGCUGGACGGCGACGAGAAACCGACGUGCUCGAAGUGCGGCGUGCGGCGCAAGUGCCUCAAGUGGUUCACGGUGCAGAAGUUCCCGCAGGUCCUCGUGCUGCAUCUGAAAAGGUUCUCGCCGACGGAGCGCUUCCGCGGCAAGCUGUCGGUGCUGGUGGAGUUCCCGCUCAGCGCGCUCGACAUGUCGCCCUUCGCGGCCGCGCCCACGCACGCCGUCUACAACCUGUACGCCGUCAGCAACCACUCGGGCACGACGUACUCGGGCCACUACACGGCGUACUGCAAGCAUCCCUACACUGGCGACUGGCACGAGUACAACGACUCCAGAGUGUCGACGAUAGCGCCGCGCGACGUGGUGUCGGCGGAGGCGUACGUGCUGUUCUACGAGCUGGUGCCGCGCGCGUAGCGCGCUCCGUCACCCUGCGCGAGCGGGGCGGGGCUACUGCGGCGCUGUCCGCUGCGUGCGGCGCGUGUCGUGACCCGCACGCAGCGAGCCCGCCACUCGAGCUCAGCCA